Molecule: messenger RNA, 1875 nt
Organism: Corylus avellana
Lineage: Eukaryota; Viridiplantae; Streptophyta; Magnoliopsida; Fagales; Betulaceae
Source: RefSeq, a predicted model, not a curated record
UGGCAGAGCUUUGAUUACCCAUCUGAUACAUUGCUACCAGAUAUGAAGGUAGGAUGGGAUUCAAAGAGCGGUCUGAACCGGCGUCUAACGUCGUGGAAGAGCUCAGACGAUCCAUCUCCAGGACACUUGGUUUGGGGGCUUGCUCUGACUAACUACCCUGAGGGUGUUUUGUGGCGAGGCUCACAGAUAUACUACCGCACCGGCCCAUCAAACGGCGUCGGAGUUAGCGGUUCUCCAGAUUUGAAGACAAAUCCAGUUUUUGAUUUCAAGCUUGUCGACAAUGACAACGAGCAUUACUUCAUAUACACUCUGAAAAAUAACUCUGUUAUCUCCAGAGUAAUUCUGAACCAGAGUCACGAUGUGUUUCAACGUGAGAUAUGGAUAGAAGCAGAGGAGACUUGGAUAAUCUACGCAACAUCGCCUACAGACUACUGCGACGAUUAUGGGCUUUGUGGCGCCUAUGGCAAUUGUAUCAUCAAUGAAUCUCCUGUCUGCCAAUGUUUGAAAGGAUUCAAGCCCAAAUCACAAGAGAAAUGGGAAUUAAUGGAUUGGUCUCAAGGCUGUGUACGCAGCCAACCGUUGAGCUGCCAUGAUAAACAUAAUCAUGGAUUUGUCAGAUUUGUUGGCUUGAAACUCCCAGAUACCACCCAUACAUGGCUCAACGAAAGUAUGAAUCUGAAGGAAUGCAGGGCAAAAUGCUUGGACAACUGCUCCUGUAUGGCUUAUGCAAACUCAGAUAUCAGAGGAGGAGGUAGUGGCUGCGCCAUCUGGUUUGGUGAUCUAAUUGACAUCAGAGAAUUUCCAGAAUCUGGGCAGGAUCUUUACAUUCGAAUGGCUGCUUCAGAUCUGUUAGAGAUGAAAGAUGAUACUGAAAAGAUCAAGAUAGCAGCAUUAUCUGUAGGUUCCGUUAUAAUUGUUUCUGUGAUGAUCUUAGCUAGCAAAUACAUUCGCAGAAGCAGGACAAAGUUAAAAGAGGAAAUGGAGAAAAGUAGAAAAAUUGGUCUGAACGAUCAAGGCCAAGAAGAAGACAUGGAUAUCCAAUUUUUUGACCUUUCCACAAUAACUAAAGCCACUAAUAACUUUUCAAUCGACAACAAGCUUGGAGAAGGUGGUUUUGGAUCCAUUUACAAGGGUUUACUAGUAGAUGGACAAGAAAUUGCUGUAAAGAGGCUUUCAAGGAGUUCUGGACAGGGAGUGAAGGAGUUCAAAAAUGAAGAAUUAUUGAUUGCUAAGCUUCAGCACCGAAAUCUAGUAAAGCUUCUUGGUUGUUGCAUUCAGGUAGAAGAGAAAAUGUUGGUCUAUGAGCACAUGCUGAACAAGAGCUUGGACUUUUUCAUUUUUGAUCAAACAAGAGGUCAACUACUAGAUUGGCCUAAGCGCUUCCAUAUUAUUGGUGGGAUUGCAAGGGGACUUCUCUAUCUUCACGAAGAUUACAGAUUGAGGAUCAUACAUAGAGAUAUCAAACCGAAUAUGAGAAUCCUAAAUUCUAACAGUUAGACCAACCGAUGACAAAUAAGUUUGACUACUUUUAGGCCUGGAAACUGUGGAAAGAAGGGAAACCUUUGGAAUUGAUGGAUGCUUGCUUAGAGGACUCACACUCUCAGCCAUCUGAAGUUCUGCGUUGCAUCCAUGUUAGUCUCUUAUCUGAACACCCAAAAUUAACCUAAAACCUAAAGAACAAUGAACAUUUUUACUAAAACAUUCUUACCUAAACAAAUCUCAAACAUUUUUUACUAGAACCCUAAAAAAAAAAAAUACUCAAAAAAAAAAAAGACAAACGGAACACCCAAAAUUAUCCUAAAACCUAAAGAAUAAUGAACAUUUUUACUAAAACAUUCUUACCUAAACAAAUCUCAAACAUUUUUUACUAAAAGC